GGUCAAAUUUGAGUAAAACACACCAAAUAUACACCAAAUAACCCUAUUCUUAUACCAAAGGAACCAACCAACCAACCUAUCUAACCUAUCCUAACCUAACUCCACCCUACUUUACCUAGCCUAACCUUACCUACAAGGGGGAGGAGGUGACAACUGACUCGAAAGUGAAGAGUAUAACCUCAGCUAAACAUUGCGGGAACCUGCUGACAGCCAACUGAUGAAUAUUAACCCGCCAUUUUACUUACUGCCUAAGUGGGCAUCCCAACAAGCCAUGCAAUGUUGUGACAUUCAAAAGCUGCACACUGAUGCUGGACUGUGGCUUGGACAUGUCCAGUGUGAGUCACUUCCUCCCACUACCGCUUGUGGCAUCACAGAGGCUCAGCAACCUCAGCACCUGGGUGCCACGUGAUGCUGACUCACAGCUUGAAGGGGAACUGAAAGAAUGUAUGAACAGAAUAUUUGUGGACUCUCCCCCUGAGUUUGUGCCCCCAACGUCAGGCUUGGUGGACUUCUCGGAGGUAGAUGCCAUAAUGGUGUCAAAUUACCAUAGUAUGCUGGCACUACCUUUCAUCACUAAUGGCACUGGUUUCAAGGGUGUUGUGUUCAUGACUGAACCAACCAUGCAAAUAGGAAGGUUAUUCAUGGAGGAGCUUGUGGAAUAUAUAGAGCGGACACCAAAGGCCAGACAUGCCUACCGCUGGAAACAUUACUUGCGCUCCCUCCCAACUCCACUCUCUGAUGCCAAGGCACCUAAGACAUGGCAGCCAGCAUAUUCCUUGAAGGCUAUAAGUGCUGCCCUUUCCCAUGUUCAAAUUCUUGCAUAUAAUGAGAAAGUUGAUAUAUGUGGAGCACUGAAGGUGACAGCAGUGAGUUCUGGAUUCUGCUUAGGCAGUUGCAACUGGCUCAUAUGUUCAGAACAUGAAAAGCUUGCUUAUCUCAGUGGCUCCUCAACAUUGACAACCCAUCCUCGUCCCAUUGACCAGAGCUCCCUAAAGAACGCUGAUGUGCUCAUCAUGACUGCACUCAACCACACCCCAAUGUACAAUCCUGAUUCAAUGUUGGGAGAGUUUUGUGUGGCAGUUGCCCAAACUGUUCGAAAUGGUGGUAAUGCUCUUGUUCCAUGUUAUCCAAGUGGAGUUGUCUACGAUCUUUUUGAGUGUUUGUCUAACCAUCUUGACAACAUUGGCUUAUCGCUCAUACCAAUGUAUUUUGUUUCACCUAAGGCUGAGAACUCAUUAGCUUACUCAAACAUCUUUUCUGAAUGGUUAUCAUCUAGUAAAGAAGGGAAAGUGUAUAGCCUGGAUGACCCAUUCCCACACGCUCACCUCACACGUCAUGGCAGACUCAAACCAUUUAAGAGUUUACAUGCAGAGGGCUUUAGUAGUGAAUAUAGACAGCCAUGCAUAGUAUUUUGUGGACAUCCAAGUCUACGCUUUGGUGAUGCUGUCCACUUCAUAGAUAUGUGGGGGAACAACCCUCAGAAUGCUAUCCUUUUUACAGAACCUGAGUUUGAAUUCGUUGAGGCCCUUGCACCUUACCAGCCUCUGGUUAUGCGUCCAGUGUACUGCCCUAUUGACACCAGUCUUGACUUCACUCAGGCAAGAAAACUUAUUAAUGAACUAAAACCUGCAAAGAUGGUUGUACCAGAGGUGUACCUGAAGCCUCCAGCAAAUGCACCACACAGGACAGAUCUUAUUCUGAACCUUGAGGAGACGCCAUUGACAUACAGUGAAUGUCAGUUACUGAGUUUGGGGAUACACCGCCGGAUGGAGAGUAUGAGUCUCACCCAAGAACUAGCACUCUCACUGAACCCCAGCACCAUACGACCAGGACUUAACACAGCAACCAUUACUGCAGCGCUCCAUGUGCAGGAUAACAAAUACGUUUUGAAGCCUGUAGAAGACAGUGAUGAAGAAACCCCUAACAAAUUACCACGCUGUUAUCCAUAUGGCAACUUGAAUGUAGAUGACUUGGUGCAGCGCCUGGCCCAGGCAGGACUUACCGAUGCCAGAGUAGAGGAACUGCAUGGAGUAUACAUCAUAACAUUGGCCAAUGAGGAUGUGAUAAUCAAAAUCAGUGAUGCCUCAACACACAUCAUAUCUGGUAAUGGCAAACUCCGGGAGAAGCUGAGAGACAUCUUGCUCGAGUGUCUUGGCAGUUUCUGAAGACUUGGCUCCUCUUCUCUAACAAUCCACGCACACAUUAUAAUUUACUUAAGAAUCUUCAAGUGUUGGUAGAUAAGUACAAGACUUUCUUUUAUGUUAUUAAAUUUCAGAUUGCACAUCAAGCUUCUGUAUAGUAAUUCAAGUUAGUUAAAUUUGAAUUGAUUAAACUUUGUCGUGAAAAUUUUUGUUUGGAUUUAUUAAUUAAAAGUAAGAAAUUUGUGGUUCCAUGGAAACUGUUUUAUAAGUCAGAGAUAAUUAUAUUUUUCCAUAAUUA
Molecule: messenger RNA, 2439 nt
Organism: Homarus americanus (American lobster)
Lineage: Eukaryota; Metazoa; Arthropoda; Malacostraca; Decapoda; Nephropidae
Gene: IntS9
Product: integrator complex subunit 9-like
Exons: 14
Coding region: 306-2165 (619 amino acids)
Biological process (GO): snRNA processing
Cellular component (GO): integrator complex
Source: RefSeq, a predicted model, not a curated record